Molecule: messenger RNA, 1056 nt
Organism: Galeopterus variegatus (Sunda flying lemur)
Lineage: Eukaryota; Metazoa; Chordata; Mammalia; Dermoptera; Cynocephalidae
Gene: TMED1
Product: transmembrane emp24 protein transport domain containing 1
Exons: 4
Coding region: 89-778 (229 amino acids)
Biological process (GO): Golgi organization; intracellular protein transport; endoplasmic reticulum to Golgi vesicle-mediated transport
Cellular component (GO): COPII-coated ER to Golgi transport vesicle; Golgi apparatus; endoplasmic reticulum
Source: RefSeq, a predicted model, not a curated record
CUGCCAAUGAGCUCCGCCAAGUAGCAAAGGAGGCAGGGCUAAUCCUUAAAGGAGCCGCGACCCGUUAGCAGACCAGAGGGUGACCCGGAUGAUGGCGGCCGGCACGGCCCUAGCCCUGGCCCUGGCCCUGUGGCUACUACUGCUGCCAGUGGGGGUGGGUGGGGUGGGACCCCCGCCGAUCCAGGACGGCGAGUUCACGUUUCUGUUGCCCGCAGGGAGGAAGCAGUGUUUCUACCAGUCCGCGCCGGCCAACGCAGUUCUCGAGACCGAGUACCAGGUGAUCGGAGGUGCUGGGCUGGACGUGGAUUUCACGCUGGAGAGCCCUCAGGGUGUGCUGUUGGUCAGCGAUUCCCGCAAGGCUGACGGGAUGCACACGGUGGAACCCACGGAGGCCGGGGACUACAAGCUGUGCUUUGACAACUCCUUCAGCACAAUCUCCGAGAAGCUGGUGUUCUUUGAACUCAUCUUCGACAGCUUGCAAGAUGACGAGGAGGUCGAGGGCUGGGCGGACGCGGUGGAGCCCGAGGAGAUGCUGGAUGUCAAAAUGGAGGACAUCAAGGAGUCCAUUGAGACCAUGAGGACCCGGCUAGAGCGCAGCAUCCAGAUGCUGACACUGCUGCGGGCCUUUGAAGCACGUGACCGCAACCUGCAGGAGGGCAACCUGGAGCGGGUCAACUUCUGGUCAGCUGUCAACGUGGCCGUGUUGCUACUGGUGGCCGUGCUGCAGGUCUGCACGCUCAAGCGCUUCUUCCAGGACAAGCGCCCCGUGCCCACAUAGCUCCUGCCCCGGGAGGAAGAAUGGGGAAAGAGGAGGGGCAGCGGGGAGUGUGUGAUUUGGGGGUCCCUCCCCAACUUAGUUUCCUGCAAGAGGGGAGGCUGUGCAGCUGGGGCCUGAGGCGUGGCCCAGUGUAUCUCAUCCCUUCCCAGGUGGGCAGGGAACAUCGCUGGCUUGCAAGCCUGGGCCCUGCAGGAUGGGUGGCUCGGUGGUCACACCUACUUUCCUGGAAAAUCAUGGAUGAUGGAAAUCAUGGAUGGAUGGAUGUUCUGCCCCCCCCC